Messenger RNA from Erigeron canadensis, 950 nucleotides. Its product is annotated as eukaryotic translation initiation factor 4E-1-like. Gene Ontology annotation, cellular component: cytoplasm; eukaryotic translation initiation factor 4F complex. Gene Ontology annotation, molecular function: translation initiation factor activity; RNA 7-methylguanosine cap binding. Gene Ontology annotation, biological process: translational initiation. The record is from RefSeq and is a predicted model, not a curated record. The coding region runs from base 68 to 754 and encodes 228 amino acids. The transcript is spliced from 5 exons. Lineage: Eukaryota; Viridiplantae; Streptophyta; Magnoliopsida; Asterales; Asteraceae.
AUUCUAGAGAGGGAGAUACAACAAUUCUAGAGAGAGAAGCACAAAAAACACACACACACACACAAAAAUGGUGGAAGAAGUAUCAGAAGAACAGAAUCCAAUUAGGUCACUCCGAUCUGACGACGGAGAAGAAGAAGAUAACCAGCUCGAAGAAGGUGAGAUUCUCGCCGGCGACGGCGAUACUCUGUCGUCGUCUUCAUCUUCACGGCCAGGAACCGCCGUCGUUCAGCAUCCACUAGAACACUCAUGGACUUUCUGGUUUGAUCGCUCUAGCAAUAAAUCUAAACAAAGUGAUUGGGGCAGUUCCAUGCGCAUUAUCUACACUUUCUCUACUGUUGAAGAAUUCUGGAGCCUUUAUAACAAUAUCCACAAACCAAGCAAGUUGAAUAUUAAUACUGACUUGUAUUGCUUCAAGAAUAAAAUUGAGCCCAAGUGGGAGGACCCUGUGUGUGCUAAUGGUGGAAAAUGGACCAUAAGCUUUAGUAAGGGAAAGUCUGAUACCUGUUGGCUGAAUACGUUGCUAGCAAUGAUUGGAGAACAGUUUGACCAUGGAGAUGACAUAUGUGGAGCAGUUGUAAAUGUCAGAAAAGUGCACGAGAAAGUAUCUAUUUGGACCAAGAAUGCUGCCAACGAGAGCGCCCAGAUGAGCAUUGGGAAACAGUGGAAGGAGUUUAUUGCCUGCAAUGACAGCAUAGGCUUCAUAUUUCAUGAAGAUGCAAUGAAGGCAGCUGCCAAGAACAAAUACACAGCAUGAAGUGUGCCAUAGUGCUUUAAAUUUGACUUAGGUUCUUGAUAACUAGUGCCUCAAACACCCUUUUCUUUGUCAUGCAUGACAUUUUUACUUCUAUAUUGAUGAAUGCGCAUGGCUAACUGUGUUCUCAAUCGUGUUACAUUCUGAAGAAGUUUAUUCUUAGUUUUGGCUAUUAUGAUAGUUAUAUUUGGGUCUGUCA